AUGAAAACACAACCAACAACGACCGUUCAUGAUGGUUUAAUUCCAAUCACGUAUCACAUAUGGUUGAUGGCAUCUUUUGAAAGGCAAUUAAUUACAAAACAUUCUAAAGCAUGCUGUCAAUUGAUGGGAAAUAGAACAGGCAAAGAGGAGAAAAGAAAUAAAGAAGAAAAAGGCGAGCUUCGGGGAUGUUUAUGGCAAGCAGUUUUCAAUUUUCCGUUCGCCAAACAUGGCAUAAAUUUUGUAUUAAAUUUUCAUGUUUUUGAAGUCACAUUUAUAAGUUCCGUGUUCACAUGUUUAGAUUGGCUUUCUUCAAAGUUAAAAGAUUACACUUCAGGUCAAUACACCCUCACAUUGAUAUGUGAGCAUUUUAUGGCAAUUCAAUCCAAAAAGCAGGAGAUCCAUUUGCCGAAAUGA
This is a messenger RNA of Clunio marinus, 414 nucleotides long. The record is from the annotation of a GenBank genome assembly. NCBI's taxonomy places the organism in Eukaryota, Metazoa, Arthropoda, Insecta, Diptera, Chironomidae.